AUGAAGUCCUCAGUUUUAAUCGCCGCUGGCGCAGCAACUCUGGCCAUGAGCAGCCCUCUAGAGAAGGAGAAGCGAGCGAUAGAAACCCAAUGGGUCGUAGACUACUUGACAGUUACCGUUACCGGUACUGAGACAGCUAAGCCAACCUUCUUCUGGGGCGGCCCGAAGCAACGUCCCGCAGAGACAAACUCUCCUGUCCCUGUUGUAACUGAGACUCCCGAGGCACCAGCGCCUGCCCCUGCCCCGGAGACAACCGCGCCGUCCGUUGUGAUUGUUACCGAAACCCAGGCUUAUCCCACUUCAGAGUCCACCCCAGCACCAGUUGUACAGGAUCCUGCUCCUGCACCGUCUCCUGAGCCGUCUUCCGCUGCUCCCCAGCCAUCUCCCGAGCCUGCUGCUACCGAUUUCGCUGGUGCGGCUGUUCAGCACCACAACUUCCACCGCUCUAACCACUCCUCCCCAGAACUUUCGUGGAGUGACAAGCUUGCUGGUUACGCUUACCAGACCUCACUUUCCUGCAAAAUGGUGCACGAUAUGGACCAGGGUGACAAGGGUUAUGGCCAAAACCUAGCCAACUGGGCACAGAGCGUGGAUGCUUACAAGCUAGGUGAUACCGGCGCUGUCAAGAUGGCCGUCAGCGAUAUGUGGUACAAUGGAGAGUUCAACAACUUCCUUCCCGCAUAUUACGGCGAGGAUUCCCCCGACAUGUCCUUCUUCGAGAGCUGGGGUCAUAUGUCCCAGCUUGUCUGGAAAGAAUCGACUGAGGUUGGCUGCUCUUCUCACUACUGCGAGAAGGGAACCAUGUACGAUGAUUUCGAUGCCUGGUUCACAGUGUGCAACUACAGCCCUCCUGGCAACGUUGGUGGUGCUUACGGCAGCAACGUCCUUAAGCCUCUCGGCAAGUCUACUGUGACUGCGUAA
Molecule: messenger RNA, 921 nt
Organism: Daldinia childiae
Lineage: Eukaryota; Fungi; Ascomycota; Sordariomycetes; Xylariales; Hypoxylaceae
Product: Cell wall protein PRY3
Exons: 3
Coding region: 1-921 (306 amino acids)
Source: RefSeq, a predicted model, not a curated record